UCUGGUCCCGGGCGGGCGUGCGGUUCACGAGGAUUUCCUAAAACUACCUUCCUUAGAAGAUCUCUGGCCUCCGGAGUUCAGCACAGAGACUUCAUUGCAGAUCUGUGAGAAUGAGCUUGCAGGCCACACCCACACUCCUGCAGCUAGCCAUGCAGAGUCUGCUGAGGGACGAGGCCGUGGCCAUCUCUGCUCUGCCGGACCUGCCCAUGGAGCUCUUCCCACCACUGUUCAAGGACGCCCUCACCCACAAACGAUCUAACAUCCUGAGGAGGAUGGUGCAGGUCUGGCCGUUUCCCUGUCUCCCACUGGGUGGUCUGAUGAAAAUGAAGGCACCGUACCUGGACGUCUUACAAACCAUACUGGAUGGGAUUGACGGCCUGCUCGACCAGAAUAUUCACCCCAGUAAUUACCGACUUCGAAUUCUGGAUUUGCGGGCUUUGCACAAAACCUUCUGGACCGUGUGGGCUGGAGAUAAGACGGCGUCUUGCAUUUCAGAAGCCAAGUGUAGGAGAAGAUCACAGAGGAGAGGUCUGGAAACGGUAGCCAAGCCAGAGUCAUUGAAAGUGUUUAUCGACCUGUGCCUCAAGCCAAGAGCCUUGAAUGCAUGCCUGUCCUACGUCCUCCUGUGGGCGAGAAAGAGAAAAGCUUUGCUGCAGCUUGGCUGUAAGAAGUUGAAGAUCAACACGAUAGCUCUCCAGAAAAACGUGAAGGUUCUGGAAUUGCUAGAUCUGGACUGUAUGGAGGAGGUGGAAGUGUGCUGCACCUGGAAGCUGUCUACUCUGGCCAUCUUUGCUCCUUACCUGGGCCGAAUGAAAAACCUUCUCUCGCUCAUUCUCUCUCACAUCCAUGUCCCUGCCUCCAUUUCCCCUGAGGAGAAGAAUCAGUUGGUCAGCCAGUUCACCUCUCAGUUUCCCAACCUGCAGUGCCUCCAGGAGCUCUCCCUGGACUCUGCCUGCUUCCUCAAAGGUUAUAUGGACCAGGUGUUCAGGUGCCUGGAGGCCCCCUUGGAGAUGCUCUCUAUCACUGAUUCCCAGCUGUCAGAAUCAGAUUUGAAGGCCCUGUCCCAGUGUCCAGGCAUCUAUCAGCUCAAACACCUGAACCUGAGUGGUGUCAUUCUGACCAACAUAAAUCCCGAGCCCCUUCGCGUCCUGCUGGAGAGAGUCGCAGCCACCCUGAGGAUCCUGGAUUUGGAGAACUGUAUGAUUAAGGACUCCCAACUCAGUGUCUUCCUGCCUGCCCUGAGCCAAUGUGUUCAGCUCAUCAUGUUCAACUACUUAAGGAAUCCCAUCUCAGUGGCUGCCCUGGAGAGCCUGCUUUUUCACACCUCCAAGCUGAGCUGCCUAGGCUUAGAGAUGUAUUCUACCCCUUGGGAGAUUUUUGGUGCCCAGAGUGAUUCCUAUCAUAAGAGGCUAGAUGAGCUUCGAGAGGAGUUGAGCAAAACAAUGAUGCAUCUAGAGCACACCAGGACCGUCUGGUUCAGCGUCGCACCCUGUCUUCCUAAUGACAACCAGGUCAUAUGAGUCAGAGUGCAAGCUUCAUCAAGGCUCUUCCCUCCGUGGGUACUUGGUGUGGCAAGUAAUUCCUUCUAGCUCUUGGGGACAGACUCCUCUGGUAUAGAGGCAUCCUGAAGCAACACAGAACAUGUGAUCUCAGGGUGGGGGAUUGGGAU
Messenger RNA from Rattus rattus (black rat), 1669 nucleotides. RefSeq names its product PRAME family member 12-like. Gene Ontology annotation, biological process: negative regulation of apoptotic process; positive regulation of cell population proliferation; negative regulation of cell differentiation. Gene Ontology annotation, cellular component: cytoplasm. Bases 111 to 1520 code for a protein of 469 amino acids. NCBI's taxonomy places the organism in Eukaryota, Metazoa, Chordata, Mammalia, Rodentia, Muridae. The record is from RefSeq and is a predicted model, not a curated record. The transcript has 4 exons.